GCUGCUGCUGGCAGCUACAGGAUGAAGUCGCCUCCCUGCUGUAUGUCUCUCUCUUCCCAAGCAUCCCUGGAGGAACCAGGGAGUAGCACAUCCCUGGGCUCCCUGGACUCCAGUGUUUUCUCCAGUGAGGAAGAGCAGGGGCCCCUGCUCCAGAAGGUCAUUCCCUCCCUGGACUGCUUUACUAUCAACGUCGGAGGCAGCCGCUUUGUGAUGUCCCAGCAAACUUUGUCUUGCUACCCUGACACCCGUCUGGGCAAACUGGCUGUAGUGGUCUCUGCUGCCCGGGAUGUAGCCUCUGGCCUCCUUGAGCUUUGUGAUGAUGCCAACCUCGUGGAGAAUGAGUAUUUCUUCGACCGUAGCUCACAGGCAUUUCACUACAUCCUGAAUUACUACCAGACAGGGAGGCUACAUGUGAUGGAGCAGCUUUGUGCACUCUCCUUCCUGCAAGAGAUCCAGUACUGGGGUUUGUCCUGCUGCAGAGACCGGUACUUCAGGAGGAAGGAGUUGAGUGAAGCCUUAGACAUCAAAAAAGAUGCAGAAGAACUGGAUGCCCAAGAUGAGGAAGAGGACUUUUCUGGUACCCUCUGUCCCAGUGUCAGACAGAAACUUUGGGAAGUCUUGGAAAAGCCCGGCUCCUCUGCAGCAGCCAGGACUUUCGGCACUCUGUCCAUGGCUUUUGUUGUUGUGUCCAUUGCCAACAUGGCUUUGAUUUCAGUAGAGCUAAGCUGGCUGGCACCACCACUACUGGACGCCCUAGAGUACCUCUGCAUUGCGUGGUUCACUGUGGAGUUUGUUCUGAGGUUCCUGUGUGCACGGGAUCGGUGUCGGUUCCUAAGAAGUGUGGCAAACAUCAUAGACCUCCUUGCUAUUUUACCUUUCUACAUCACCCUGCUAGUGGAGAGCCUGUGUGGUGGGGAGAGCUCCCAGGAACUGGAGAACGUGGGGCGCAUUGUCCAGGUGCUGAGACUGCUCAGAGCCCUGCGGAUGCUGAAACUGGGAAGACAUUCAACAG
Messenger RNA from Eurypyga helias (sunbittern), 1012 nucleotides. It is a transcript of the gene KCNV1, whose product is annotated as potassium channel, subfamily V, member 1. Gene Ontology annotation, biological process: potassium ion transmembrane transport; protein homooligomerization. The transcript has 2 exons. Gene Ontology annotation, cellular component: voltage-gated potassium channel complex; membrane. Gene Ontology annotation, molecular function: voltage-gated potassium channel activity; protein binding. The record is from RefSeq and is a predicted model, not a curated record. Lineage: Eukaryota; Metazoa; Chordata; Aves; Eurypygiformes; Eurypygidae. The annotation marks the transcript as partial.